Molecule: messenger RNA, 671 nt
Organism: Tilletiopsis washingtonensis
Lineage: Eukaryota; Fungi; Basidiomycota; Exobasidiomycetes; Entylomatales
Exons: 4
Coding region: 75-410 (111 amino acids)
Source: RefSeq, a predicted model, not a curated record
ACUCAGCGCCUGCCUCCGCUUCACUGUACGCACGCGGCCCACCACUCUCUCCAGUACUCGCGCUGUUCACCAAGAUGGCAUCGGUCUACGACGAACUGCUUCACAAGAACCAGCACCUCGAGGCGAGCGGCGAAAGUAUGACUCAGACGAUCCAGGAGCAAACUCAGGUCAUCAAGGAUCUGGCUCAGACGCUCAAGCUGCUGGCCAAGUCAGUUAGCAGCUCGCAAGAGCAGGUGCGCGCGAAGCACUUUGAGCUGCGCGAGAAGGACUCAGAGCUGAGCGAGAUGGCCGAGGACAUGCGCGAGAUGAACAAGGAGCUGCGCUCGCUGCGCGACAGCGACGCCUCGGCUGCGUCUGUAUCUUCCCCUCGCAAGAAGCAGAAGCUUGUGGCAUCCGACGAAGAGCACUAGUGGGCUUCGCAUCUUCGCGCUCUGAGCAGCCCGCCUCGCCGCUCGCCUACCUCACGUCCAGCUCGUCCAUCGACCGAGCAGGCGCUUGUACCAUUCUCUGAAGCCUGUCUCGCAUCGCCCUCGCUCUUCCACCGCAGCUGGCGCUUAUGUCAUUCUUUCUAGCCACUCUCCAGCCACUCAUGUACUUGUACCGCGCUCGUGCGACCCGCUUUCCCUUCCUCUCUCCUCUUGACCUCGCCGACUCAACCAUUUCUUCCUGCC